Molecule: messenger RNA, 741 nt
Organism: Schistocerca serialis cubense
Lineage: Eukaryota; Metazoa; Arthropoda; Insecta; Orthoptera; Acrididae
Exons: 5
Coding region: 1-741 (246 amino acids)
Source: RefSeq, a predicted model, not a curated record
AUGAGCACGAGCAUAUUGACAGCCGUGGCCGGUGCACGGCUUUUGCAGUACCUGGAGAUGCGCUUCGGCGUGGCGGCCCAGCUGUGCGCCGGCAUUGCCUUCUCGCUGCAGAUGGUGCUCUACAUGGGCAUAGUGCUGUACGCGCCCGUGCUAGCCAUCCGCGCCACCACAGGACUUCCUAGGAAAGAAAUAUGUAAUAUCUGCGACAAGUUGGUAACAGACGUAAACAAACACAUGAAGAGACACAAUUUCGCGUCUGGAAAGAUGACAUGUACCGAGUGCAAUACAUUUAGAUGCUCUCGGAGGCAAGAACUGAUACACCAUUUGGAGUGUGUUCACCAACAGAAAAUGGAGUGCAAGGAAAUGACAUUUAAUUCUGUGGAAGAGUUCUUUCUGUGGAAGGAACAGAUGGAAGCUGAAGAGAAGGUUUCCUUCAUAAGACCAAGGGGAAAACAGAAAUGUGAUUAUUUUGUUUGCCACCGUUCUGGAUAUGUUGACAAAACAGCUUCAGGCAGAAGGUUAAGGGAACCUUCAAUCAAAAUUGGCAGCACGUGCCCUGCCUGUUUGGUAGUAAAAAAUGUGUCAUCUAACAUGGUUAAUGUCAAGUUCUACAGGACACACACAGGACACAGUCUCUCUGUGGGUAGCCUACAUCUGACCACAGCUGACAGGGCAAUGGUUGCUGAAUUAAUUGCACAAGGUGUUCCUGAUACUACAAUUUUGAAGAAAACAAGAUAUUAG